Molecule: messenger RNA, 8079 nt
Organism: Mytilus trossulus (common blue mussel)
Lineage: Eukaryota; Metazoa; Mollusca; Bivalvia; Mytilida; Mytilidae
Exons: 3
Coding region: 1-8079 (2692 amino acids)
Biological process (GO): telomere maintenance; DNA repair
Molecular function (GO): ATP hydrolysis activity; DNA helicase activity
Source: RefSeq, a predicted model, not a curated record
AUGCCAAAAAAAAGCAAAAAGGCAAGAAGUACUAAGCUGAAAGAAAAUAAAAAAAGACAGAGAAAAGCUAGACAGGAAAAAAACAACAAUCUUAGGGAUGAAAAUGAAAUAGAAAAUAUAUUAGAGAAUAGAAUUGAACAUUUAUAUGAGGAUGAAACUGAAAAACUAGUUCAGAGAGUCAGCUCUACAAACUAUCAAUACAAGAGGAAUACAUAUGAUGAUAAUAAAUAUCAGAGUAAAAGUGAUAUACAAAAUCAGACAGAAAAACUAGACCAGAAUCAGGUUGAAAAACUGGAUAAAAAGCAGAUUGAAAAACUGAAUAAAAAUCAGAAUAAAAAAAUUGUUCAAAAUCGGACAGAAAAACUGGAUCAAAAUCAUAUUGAAAAACAGGAUGAAAAUAGGAUUGUUAAAAAGAAGUAUGAAAAUUUUAUUGAACAACUAGAUCUAAAACACAAUUGUCCAUAUAUAGAAACUGAGAGUGAAAUAGUACUUAUGAAUAAAGUUCAAUUGGAACAAUAUCAAAGUAAAAUAAACAACAAAACUUCAAUCAAAGCACAAUGUAACAACAAAAUAAACACAUCUAAGGUUAAAGAUUGUGUAAAGGAUAGUAGACCAGGUAUUAGAAAUACAUUUGUACAAGGUAGUUUUCACCAAGGAGAUUUAAGGUUUGGUAUCAACAGUGGAAAGCAAUGUGUGGCAAAUUGUUGUUCAGCUCUCGCUUUUAGUAAAUUGAAAGAUUUAACCUAUUGGGAUCAGAAAUAUUUAGAUAAAGUUCUGAUUUAUGGGAAUGAUUUAUAUAGCCGUGUUAGUGGUAAUAAUCAUCACUUAUUAAUAUCCGACCUACCACCAAUAUUAGAUAUAUCAGGAAAAUUGAUGCAAUUGUCACUAAAAGAGUCGAUAUCUGCUGUAAUAGAUACAUCAGAAAGUAUUGAUUUUAGUGAAUUUGGUAAUUCUUUGCCAUUAGAUCAAGCUUUACAGGAAUCCCUUGUAGAUUAUGAUGCUUGCUUUAUAUGUGCAUAUGAUACUUCAUUUUUAGCCUUGAAACAUGGCGUUGAUUUAUUUUUGUUUGAUUCACAUGCAAGAAACGAGUUUGGUUUAAAGCACAGUAAUGGCAAAAGUUUACUUUUAAAAUUGAGCAGUCUAGAUCAUCUUUAUCAAUACUGUUGCAACAUGGUAUCAGGAGCAAGUCAAAAUCAGUGGUUUGAGGUCACUGGAGUAAGCAUAUCUAUAGUUGGAGAACCUGUAGUGUACAAUAAUGGUGAUAAAAGUCCUGAAAACCAUAAAGAAAUGAACAACACCAACUAUAGCAAUAUUGGAAAUUAUGAAACAAUGAACACCAGUUACUAUGAGCUGCCUGAAAUUGUUGAAGUAGAAAACGAGAAAGGGUCAACCCUUACAAAAGUUCACGAAAAAAUUAAUGUAACAUUUGACAUCUAUAGCUCUGAAAGUAAUGCCAAUAAUAAUAUCAACAAGAAUGAGUCUGAUGUUGAAAUUGUGUCUGCAACUGACAUGACUUAUGAUUUUAAACCAAUCAACACUAUUGCAAAGAAAAAGCUUUGUCUCAUUCCAAGAUUCAAAACUAUCACAGAGCACAUACAUUCUCUCCAGAUGAAAGAAAAUAAUGUAUGGGGAACUGAGUUGGAGAUUAUAGCAUGUGCAGACCUGCUAAAAACUGACAUUUACACUUAUUACAAUGAUUCGUGGAUUAAAUAUUCUUCGUCUCAAUUAUGUAACAAAAACAAAAUUAAUGUUCAGGCAAUCUAUCUUCAACAUCUAACUGGUAUUAAUCACUACGAAGUUGUCACAGCUGUAAAUCAAAAGUCAAGGUAUCAAAACAGAAUGCAAUCUAGUCCAGUUGAAAGGGAAAAUUCUGAAUUUGAUAGGAAAUGUGAGGUGCCAACAUUGAAAAUUAAUGAUUCGGAUAACUCUUCGGAUGAUGAAUCAAAAGUCUUAUCAAAAGCUGAAAAAGAAAGGAUAAGAUACAGGAAAGAUGAGGAAUUUAAAGCAAGAAAGAUUUCCACUCUGAAAAGAAAAUAUAGGGAAAAUGAGACAUACAGAGAUAUUGCAAUACAAGCAGGUAUCAAGAAAUAUCGAGAGGACAAAGAUUACAGAGAUGCUUUAAAAGAAUCUGGAAUUCAGAAAUAUCAAGAAAAUGACAAGUACAGAGAAAAAUUGAAACGAGCUAGUGUAUAUAAGUAUGAAGAAGAUGAACAACACAAGAAACAUGUCAAACAAGCAAGUGUUCAAAAGUAUAAGGAAGAUGAAAAGCACAAGGAACUUGUAAAACAAGCAAGUGUACAAAAAUAUAAGGAAGAUGAAAAGCACAAGAAACUGGUCAAACAAGCAAGUGUUCAAAAGUAUAAGGAAGAUGAAAAGCACAAGGAACUUGUAAAACAAGCAAGUGUACAAAAAUAUAAGGAAGACGAAAAGCACAAGAAACUUGUGAAACAAGCAAGUGUACAAAAGUAUAAGGAAGAUGAAAAGCACAAAGAACAUGUGAAACUAGCAAGCCUAAAAAAGUAUAAGGAAGAUGAAAAGCACAAAGAACAUGUGAAACUAGCAAGCGUACACAAGUAUAAGGAAGAUGAAAUGCACAAGGAACAUGUGAAACAAACCAGUAUAAAAAAGUAUAAGGAAGAUGAAAAGCACAAAGAACAUGUGAAACAAGCAAGUAUACAGAAGUAUGCAGAUGAUGAUUCACACAGAUGUAAAGUUAAACAACAAACAGAAACACGUCGUGAAAAUUUAAAACAGGAAAACAAACAAAUAACUGAAGUUAUCAGAAAAUUUAAGGAUGCUGUUAAGAAAGGUCCAGAAUGUGUUUGUUCUUGCUGCUUGAGGCUGUUCUUUGAAAAACAGGUUCUAAUCUGUAAAAAGGGGUCCUAUGAUAGUUCUAUAUAUGAUUCAUGCACAACAGAGAAAUAUAAACACAUAUGUACAGAUGACUGCAAUACUCAAUGUGCUUUUGAAGGAACAUGCAGAACAAGUCUAUGGAUUUGUUAUACUUGUCAUCGUAAAAUGAUGAGAGGUAAAAUACCUGCAGAUUCGUUUUCAAAUGGUUUAAUGCUUGAAGAUGUUCCAUUAGAAUUAAAACAGCUAAAUUCAAUAGAGCAACAACUAAUAGCCCUGAAUAUUCCAUUCAUGAAGAUAAUGGCUUUACCAAAAGGAGGACAAAAAGGUGUUCAUGGACCUAUAGUUUGUGUGCCAUCUGAUUUGAAAAAAGUUACUACGAUACUACCAAGAUCAGAAGAUGAAAGUCUUUUACUUAAGGUUAAACUGAAGAGAAAACUUAACUACAAAGGCUAUGACAAAUACCAAUAUGUUAGACCAAACCAUUUGGAGCAGGCACUUGUGUAUUUAAAGGAUAAAAACGUGUGGUAUAAAGAUGUCGCUAUCAAUGAUGAAUGGAUAAACCCUAUCCCUGAGGUAAAUGAUGAUCAAGUAGUGAAUGAUGAAUCCGAUUCUGAUUCUGAUGAUACUAAGAUGAUGGGGAAUAAAGAAAUACAGAAAGAUGAGUUAGAAAACAUUUCAAAGUCUUCGAAAGUAGGCAAUGAAAGAGAGGUAGAAAGCGAACAAUAUAGCUAUAUUGAUGAUAAGUUACGUGGUGUUCAAUUAGAUACUUGUUUACAACCUGCGGACAUAGGACAAGAGGCUUUAGAUUUAUGCUUUGAUCAAGUAUUUAAUUUAGCCCCAGCAGAAAAUAACAAUCCUCUAAGUGUUCUAAAAGAACCAGGUAUUGAAGCUAAAACCUUUCCUGUGCACUUUCCAUCAGGUAAAAAUACUUCGGAUGAAGACCGUGAUGAAAAACUGACAAUUGGAAGAUACUUUAAUCUUCGAUUAAUGAGUGUUGAAAACAGAUUUGCUAGAGAUACCAACUACAUAUUUUUCAGUCAAUAUUUAACAGAGCUCAAUAGUGUUAUUUCAAACGUUCAGAUAUCUCUAAGAAAACAAUGUCCUUUUUCGAAAGAAGGAAAGAAAGUUACAAGAGAAAUGCUUUGCAACAAGGAAACCUUAAAAGAAUUAUUUAAGAAAGAUGAAGCUAUAAAAUAUUUAAAACCCAUUCGAGGAACUCCUCCCUAUUGGCAAAGCUCACAAAAAGAUAUAUUUGCAAUGAUAAGACAGUUAGGAGUCCCCACAUUCUUCUGUUCUUUUUCUUCUGCAGACUUUAGAUGGUCAGAAAUUAUAAACACAAUUUUAAAACAGCAAGGUGACACGAGAAAUAGUGAAAAUAUGACAUGGGAUGAAAAAUGUAAAGUUCUGUGUAGCAAUCCUGUAACAGCAGUAAGAAUGUUUGAUCAUAGAUUUCAUAUGUAUCUGAAGGAUGUUAUCAUGUCAGAAGCUCAACCAAUAGGGAAAAUAAUCGACUAUUUUUACCGAGUUGAAUUUCAACAAAGAGGUUCUCCCCACACACAUUGUUUGUUUUGGGUAGAAAAUGCUCCAAAAUUUGGUGAAGAUGAUAUUGAUGACAUUAUUACCUUUAUUGACAAGUACAUAACAUGUGAGAUACCAGAUGAAAAGGAAGACAAAGAAUUGCAUGACAUUGUUAUGGCAGUACACCAACACAGCAAAAAACAUUCAAAAUCUUGUAAGAAAAAGGGAACAGUAUGUCGGUUUAAUUUCCCAAGACCUCCCUCAUCUAGAACAUUUAUAUCAGAACCAAGUGAUCCAGAUAAAGAUUCAGAGGACGAUGAAGAAUUAGCAAAGGAAAUAUUGUCCGACUUAUGGGAAGUUAUUAAAAAUCAUGAAGAUGAAAACUUAAAUGUUUCUGAAAUUUUCAAGAAGAUAGGACUUACUCAAGAAAGCUUCGAAACAUAUUAUCGUUUUAUCACCAAUCGCAAUACAGUAGUCCUCAAACGUCAGCCAAAUGAAAUAUUCACCAAUCAGUAUAACCCACAUCUUUUGAGGGCUUGGGAUGCAAACAUGGACAUACAAUAUAUUUUAGAUGCAUUUUCCUGUGUUGUAUACAUUAUAAGUUACAUAAGUAAAGCUGAGCGAGAGCUAGGAUUACUCCUCCAACAGACUAAAAAUGAAGCAGAAGAAGGAAAUCUAAAUGCUCAACAGACUAUGAAAAAAGUUGGAACUUCAUACUUACACCAUAGAGAGAUAAGUGCACAGGAAGCAGUGUUUAGAGUAACUGGAUUAAGAUUACGAGAGUGUUCAAGGAAAGUAGAAUUUAUACCUGUUGGUGAAAAUCCAUGUAGAAUGAGCGUUCCUUUGAAAGACCUAGAGAAACAACAAAAUUGUAAGUCUCUUAAAAGAAAAACACAAAAUAGUGACAGCGAAGAUGAAGAUGAAAAUAGUACUUGGAUGAACAACAUUGUUGAUAGAUAUAAAGGUAGACCUCACAUUGAUAUCUUUAUCAAAUUGUGUCUUGCAAGAUUCACUUCUGAAUACAGUGUUGUACUAGAAUCACAAUUACCACAGAAAAUUAAUAAAGACACAACUUUCAAACUUGAUGGCUCACUUGGAUAUAUUAGAAAACGCACAAGAACUUCACCUGCAAUUAUAAAAUAUCCUCGUUUCUCUCAGGAAAAUUCCCCAGAAAAAUAUUAUCAAAGCAUUUUGCAACUGUAUUUGCCAUACAGAUAUGAUGAACAGUUAAAACCACUCUUAUUUCAAACAUAUGAGAAUUUCUUCACAUGUGGAAGAGUUAAGUUUCAAGGGGAUAACACAUUAAGUUCUGUGAAAGAAAUUGUUAUCAAAAACAUGUCAGACUUUGUGAAAAAUGGUCAUGAUUUAGAGGAAGCAGAAAAGCAAUUUCAUGAAAAAGAUCCUAAAGAAGAUGCUUGGUGUGAGUUAUGCCCAGAAGCAGAAGUGAAUAGAAGAGAAUGUAUAGAUGAAGGCAAAGUAUCUAGUGUGAUUGAGGAGGAUUUAUCAAUACCAGAUUUGAAUGAAAAGAGCUCAUCAUCUGUUGGAACUAAUUUGCUGUCUGUUUCUCUCACAAAAAAUGAAAUCAUUCCAAGGCUAAGAAGUUUGAAUGUGAAACAGAGAAGAAUUCUCUAUAAAAUAAGAGAUUGGUGCAUUCAAAAAGCAAACGGAAAAACACCAGAGCCUUUACAUUUAUUUAUCACUGGAGGAGCUGGAACGGGUAAAAGUCACUUGAUCAAAUGUAUUCAAUAUGAAGCAACUCGAAUAUUAGCACAAACAACAAAUAAUCCAGAUGAUCUCACAGUUCUGUUAACAGCUCCAACUGGAACGGCUGCAUUUAAUAUCCAUGGAUUGACAAUUCAUAGUGCUCUUGGAAUAUUCAAAUCACUCUCACCUGAUCAUGCAACUCUUAGUGAAGACAAAAUUAAUUCGCUCAGAUCAAAGUUAGAACAUUUGCAAAUCUUGAUAAUUGAUGAAAUUUCAAUGGUCAAUAAGAAAUUGUUGUUUUUCGUUCAUGAGCGACUCAGACAAGUUAAAAAAAGACCAGACAAUUGUUUAUUUGGAGGUGUUUCAAUAAUUGCGGUUGGCGAUUUUUAUCAGUUACCACCUGUUCGAACAAAAAGGGUAGACAAAUUGUAUGUAGAUGACCCUUCUAAUCCCUCAAAUCAGCUAUGGAAUGGCUUGUUUGAAAUUGCCGAGUUGGAUGAAAUAAUGCGUCAACGUGAGGAUGGAAUGUUUGCUGAACUACUAAAUAGAUUGCGUGUUAAGCAGAAAAAUGAAAGUUUGUCAUCAUCUGAUAAAGAAACAUUACAACACUGCUUUGGUGAUAGCCCCGAUGAAGCCUUGCACAUAUAUUCUACAAAUGCAGAGGUUGAUACCUUUAACAAGGAGAUGAUAAUGAAGCAAUGUACAGAAUCAAAACUAAUUGAGGCACAAGAUUUCCAAAAAGACAAAACUUCAGGGAAAUUGACUCUGAAAAAAGUACAUUGUUUAAAGUCAGAUGUCUGUCUCCCAAUAUCUAUUCUUUUAGCUGAGGGAGCAAGAGUAAUGCUAAUCAAGAAUGAGGACACAGCAGAUGGUUUAGUAAAUGGUGUAAUGGGAACUGUUAUAUCUAUCAAAGACUUCUCACCAAAUUCCCUCCCAAGUACAAUAUAUGUUCACUUUGACAAUGAAAGAGUAGGAAGAAAUGCAAAGGUACAAAAACUCAUCAGUGGAAAACACUGUGUUGGAUUGAAACCUUCAAGUGAAGACAUUCCUUUAAGCAAUUGUGUAAGAAAACAGUUUCCAUUGAAGUUAGCCUGGGCUUGCACAAUUCACAAAGUUCAAGGAUUAACAGUUGAAGAAUGUGUUGUUGAUCUGAAUAAAUGUUUCACAUAUGGUCAGGCAUAUGUAGCCCUUAGCAGAGUUACAUCAAAAUCUGGUUUACACAUUGAAAGCAUAGAAGCUGAAAAAAUUGACAAGAAAAUCUUCUGCGAUCCUGAUAUUGUAAAGGGUGUUUCAGAAAUGACAAGAUUUUUGCCUGAAAUUGAGAAUACAGCAGAGGAACAUACACAAUCUUUUCAGAUAAUGUAUCACAAUAUUCAAGGUUUACAGACUCAUGCAGAAGAUAUUAAACAAAAUCCAGACUUUAGAAGUGCGGAUUACAUUUGUCUUACUGAAACCUGGGCUAAUCAAGAAUUCACUUGCUUUGAAAUGGUGGGAUAUGAUGGUUUUCAUUUGCCCAGAUCUCUAGCUUUUCAAGAAGAUGAUUCUUAUUAUUCUUCUUUAAAGGAAAUGCAGCAUGGUGGUGUGUGUGUUUUUCACAAGCUUUCUUCAGAAACAGAAUUGUGCAACUUGACAUCAAACUUAGAAUGUAUAGUUUUCAAGAUUCCAAGUAGAAAUGUUUUUGUUGCUACUGUUUACAGAACCCAGAGGUAUAAUCUAGGAAAAUUUUUGGAGAACAUGGAAACAUUAAUCUGUAAAUUGGAAGACUUGUCAGAAAGAGUUGUUGUAAUUGGCGAUUUUAAUCAAGAUAUUUUGAAAGGUAGCUGUACAGUAUUAAGUUUCAUGUUAUCAAAAGGUUUCAGACAACUUGUUAGUAGUGCAACAACAGAAGGUGGAACUCUUAUUGACCAUGUGUAUGUAAAAGGAUGUCAUGAUACACAGGUUACAAUUAUUCCAACAUAUUACAGCUAUCAUGAGGCACUGAAAAUAGUUGUUCCAUAUGACUAA